Messenger RNA from Colletotrichum destructivum, 2740 nucleotides. RefSeq names its product Putative phosphoglycerate/bisphosphoglycerate mutase, active, 6-phosphofructo-2-kinase. Gene Ontology annotation, molecular function: 6-phosphofructo-2-kinase activity; ATP binding; fructose-2,6-bisphosphate 2-phosphatase activity. The record is from RefSeq and is a predicted model, not a curated record. Gene Ontology annotation, biological process: fructose metabolic process; fructose 2,6-bisphosphate metabolic process. Bases 1388 to 2740 code for a protein of 450 amino acids. The transcript is spliced from 5 exons. Gene Ontology annotation, cellular component: cytosol. Lineage: Eukaryota; Fungi; Ascomycota; Sordariomycetes; Glomerellales; Glomerellaceae.
GGGCGGGCGGGCAGACCUGACUACGGACGAGAGGCCGAGAGAAGGCGGCCUCUGACAUUCCACGCAAUGUCAUGCCUAGGCCCUGCUACUGCAUGGCUGCAGUCAUCGUUCACGAGCUGUCCCUCGCGGACCGGCAGACGGGAAGUCAAGAGCGACAAGGUUGACAUUUGGGUCAUCCGUGGCCGAACGCACUCGGCGCUGGACGGCGUGUGUCCCGGAAUGGGCCAAUGGUCACGCCAAUUGCUUCACCCAGUUGGUGAUCCAAUGCAUGUGUUCUUCCUGGGAUUCCCGAGCGCGACGGCUACGUGUUAUGCAAGCAGCAUCCUCUGCUACUCUGUCUGUCUGUUAUCUUCUGGACAUGGGUGGACCGGAUAUCUGAAUCAGGAUGGACGACGAGUUGAGCUAGUGGCCUGCUCCUGUUUCCUUCCUAUUGUCUGCAAUGCCGUCUCUCGCCGUUGCAGCAGCUCAUGUCUUGGGUCUUGAAAGCCAUCCAUCAUUGCCGAGUCCAGCCUAGUCAGUACCUUCAUCAUUCUGUUGCCUUGUUCUACCCGCACUCGGCUGGAUGACCUUUUGCUGGCGGCCACGUUUGACUCCAGGCUGUUUGUUUUGUUCCUCGGGAUAUUACUAUUAUGUAUCCCCUCUCUCGGCACCCCUUCUGCACCCUUCCCCCUCCCCCCUGUUACAUACCUUUUACGUACCUUUCUCGCAAUCCCCUUCACACUUUCUCAUCCUCGUGCACGCCACUCGCCCACUCAUUACUCUAUUCAUCACCUACUUACCUUUCUUUCCUUGGCCUGACCUAACAUCAGAUCACUCCUCUUCUCCUCACUACAUCAUUCCACCCUCCCAAGAACUGUGUAACUACACAAGGACCUGCAUCUAUCUCCCUGCACCCAUCGCCUACACUGCACUAUACAUACACAUACAAAGCACAUGCACAUGCAAACAAACCCAAACUCUUCAUCACCCAGUUUGAACCCUACCUACCCUACCUAGCUACCCGUGGCCUGUAGCCCACCAACUCCAGCCCCUGCUAGUAGUUCUUUCACAGGGUCUCCCUGAGCCUUGUUGUACCUAGCGGUUGCUUCCCCGGUAGAGAACACCUCCACCCCGGCCUUUAGGUCAUCGCACCCGCCCCGAAAGUCACGGUCACACCCGAGGGGUCCCGCCUUUUUGGGCAUAGAGCUCCUGCCACAGCUAGAACUGAAAGCAUCACACGAGUUGCCUUCCACCACAAGCUCCCCAAGCUCCGCUGCCUCGCCACUCAAUCGGAGUUUUCUUUCUUUCUCAUGACUUCGUCUAUUUCGCUCCUCUUCUUUUCUGUCUCAGCGUAGCAACUUGUACUCAAGAAGACACCACCACCAACAACGACGAGACGACCGUCAAGAUGCCGCCCAGAACUAACGGUGUAGGCAUUCAGGUGGAGGAUACCAAGAUAUGUGUUGUCAUGGUUGGUCUGCCCGCUCGGGGCAAGAGCUUCAUCGCCCAGAAAGCGCAACGCUAUCUGGGCUGGCUCUCCAUCAAGGCCAAGACCUUCAACGUCGGCAGCUACCGUCGCAAGGAGGACGCCCAUCCCUCGGCGGACUUCUUUGACUUUCACAACACCGAGGGUGAGCGCAGACGUCGUGCCGCCGCCGAGAAGGCCAUCGAGGACAUGCUCGCCUGGUUCCGCCAGGGUGGUGUCAUCGGAAUCCUGGAUGCCACCAACUCCACCAAGGAGCGCCGCAAGUGGGUUCUCGACAUCUGCACCAAGGAGGGUAUCGAGGUCCUUUUCGUCGAGAGCAAGUGCGACAACGAGAACCUCAUCAUGGCCAACAUCCGUGACGUCAAGACCACCUCGCCCGACUAUCAGGGUCAGGACCCCGAGGAGGCUGCCCUCGACUUUCGCAACCGCAUCCGCAACUACGAGAAGGUCUACAAGACGCUCGACGAGGACGGUGAUGAGAACGAGUACACCUAUCUCAAGAUCAUGGACGUCGGCAAACAGGUCAUUAUCAACCGCAUCCAGGACUACCUCCAGAGUCGCGUCGUCUACUAUCUCAUGAACCUUCACAUCCGGCCCCGCUCCAUCUGGCUGUCGAGACACGGAGAGUCCAUGUACAACCUGGAUGGUCGCAUCGGCGGCGACACCACGCUCUCCCCUCGUGGUGAGCAGUAUGCCCGAAAGCUCCCCGAGCUCGUUCGCAAGUCAGUUGGCGAUGACCGUCCUCUGACUGUGUGGACCUCGACGCUCAAGCGUACCAUCGCUACUUCCCGCUUCCUUCCCCCUGACUACAACCAGCUUCAGUGGAAGGCGCUUGACGAGCUUGACUCUGGCGUCUGCGACGGCCUCACUUACCAGGAAAUCAAGGACCGUUUCCCGGAGGACUUUGCCGCUCGUGACGAGGACAAGUACAACUACCGCUACCGCGGCGGUGAAUCGUAUCGCGACGUGGUCAUCCGUCUGGAGCCCAUCAUCAUGGAGCUCGAGCGCAGCGAGGACAUCCUCAUUGUUACGCACCAGGCCGUUUUGCGCUGCAUCUACGCUUACUUCAUGAACAAGAGCCAGGCUGACAGCCCCUGGAUGAACGUGCCCCUGCAUACCCUCAUCAAGCUCACCCCCCGCGCAUACGGAACUGAGGAGGUGCGCUACGAGGCUAACAUCCCGGCGGUCAGCACCUGGCGCGGCAAGGGUUCCACUGCCAAGCACGAGAACCCGACGGCAGAGUGUACAAACAUGAGGAAACGCAGGACGCCGUGA